Messenger RNA from Rotaria sp. Silwood1, 951 nucleotides. The record is from the annotation of a GenBank genome assembly. Lineage: Eukaryota; Metazoa; Rotifera; Eurotatoria; Philodinida; Philodinidae.
AUGGAAUAUUCACUUGUUCAAUUGAAUGAUUUAUCCGAUGAAAUUCUUUUGAUUAUUUUCAAAAAAUUAGAAAAACUCGAUGUACUUUACUCUCUCAUUGGUGUUAAUAAACGACUUAAUAAAAUUGCACACGAUUCUAUGUUUACUAGUAGUUUGACAUUAUUCCAUCAUCUGUUGUAUGAUUAUAUUUAUCGACUAUCUGAUUCAAUGCUUGAUCGAUUUUGUUUCCAAAUCUUACCUGAAAUUCAUCAUAAAAUCAAAUGGCUUGAUAUUGAAGCAUCAUCUAUGAAACGUAUUUUUCUUUCUGCAAUUUAUCCGAAUUUAUUUGGACUUGGUAUAUAUAAUAUUGAAACAGAGAAUGAUAUACAUCUCUUUAAAGAAGAUCAAAUUUAUUUGCCAUCAAAUGAAGAUAUUCAACAUUCAUUCAAACAUUUUUCAGAUAUUCAAAUUAUUUCUUGUGUUAAUUAUUUUUCAGAAGUGAAAAAAGGUCAAUGUCAUGUCUAUUCAUACCCAUUUACAAUACGAAAUUAUCCAAAUAUUGCAAAUAAUUUUCCAGGUGGUUUAUUUACAUGUGUUAGUGAAUCAUUUCCAUUUAUGAAAAAAUUAACUGUUGCUAAUGGACAAUCACAAAAUAAUAAACAAUGUCAAAGAUCAAAAAAUAACAAUCAAAAUUUCUUAAUUAUUCGGUAUCCUCAUCUGAAAUACCUUAUUUUUAAAAAAACUCAUGAUGAUUAUGUUGAACAAUUUCUACUUGAUACCAAAACGUAUUUACCAUAUGGUGUUAUUGUUUUUACUGAUUAUAAAUCUUUAAAAAGAGUAACACACAAAUUUACACGAAAAGCAACACGAAUUAAUUGUGGAAAAGUGACAUAUAUAUGUAUUGAAAGAAUUCGUCAGUUUCCAAAACAUUUCAAAAAUUAUUUUCUUGAUAAAAAGAGCCAUAUAUUAUGA